AUGCAAAUUCCUUCAUAGAUACUAUAUUACCACCUAUAUUCUAUCACUUUAUUUUAAAAUAGACGACUAAGGAAGCGGAUAUAAAUGAAGCUUAUCAGAUAUUAACCAUAAAAUAGAAAAAUCAAAAAAUUUAGAAUAUAAUUAAUCUAUUCUAUUAUAUUUUUAAACGCCAAAAUUUUAUAAAGACUUUUUUUAAAAAAAGCUGUUUAUGGAUAAAAUUUUGAUAAUAAAACUUCUUAUUUUAUAUAAUUUAAUGUACAGCAAUAUCCUAUUUUCGAGUUUUUUAUAGUUGAGUCAUUAAUUUUUAGUAAAUUUACUGGCAGUUUAUGA
This is a messenger RNA of Tetrahymena thermophila SB210, 330 nucleotides long. RefSeq lists its product as hypothetical. The record is from RefSeq and is a predicted model, not a curated record. NCBI's taxonomy places the organism in Eukaryota, Ciliophora, Oligohymenophorea, Hymenostomatida, Tetrahymenidae. The transcript has a single exon.